Messenger RNA from Diversispora eburnea, 2700 nucleotides. NCBI's taxonomy places the organism in Eukaryota, Fungi, Glomeromycota, Glomeromycetes, Diversisporales, Diversisporaceae. The record is from the annotation of a GenBank genome assembly.
AUGAGUACAAGCAUGCAACAUCAACAACCACAUCCAUACAACACCCGAAUGAAAUCUAAGAACAUUUCAAAUUCUACGUUAACAAAACAAGAACGUCAGCUUAUGAGAAAGGAUACAAACACGAAUUUAAGAAACGGUGACCAAACAAGAAUGAAAGCUAAUAUACCGUCGCGUAUGAGCGUUAUGAUUAAUACAAAACGGAGAACCGAGAACAACGAAAUUCACGCCACAUUUUCAAAUAAAGGGGUUGAUUUUUCAAAAAUACGAACGAUAUAUCCAUACAAGGACGAAAAUAAACCAAAAAGGUUAUAUAAUUUGCCAGAAGGAAAGUCAUUCUAUCCCUCUUGGGAAGAAUUUAAGGACCCAUAUAAGUAUAUAGCUAGCAUUUCCGAGGAAGGGUCCAAAUACGGAAUCGUAAAAAUAAUACCACCGGAAGGGUGGAAACCAAGCUUUUCAUUGAAUGUUGAUAGAUUCAAAUUCCAGACCCGUAAGCAGAAAGUUAACAUUAUGGAAGGCGAAACAAGGGCCAAACUCAAUUUCAUUGAACAAUUACAACAAUUUCACGCUCAACAAGGUCGUCCGUUUACUAGGUUGCCUCAACUUGAUAAGGCGCCGAUUGACCUCUACAAAUUGGCAAAGGCUGUCUCUAAUCGUGGUGGUCCUAUUGAGGUGUCUAAAAAUAAACAAUGGGCUGAAGUAGCUCGUGAAAUUAAAGAAGGUGGAUAUUCUCAAACGUGUACAUCCGCCUCAAAAACCAUUAAAGAACGUUAUUACGAUUUUAUUGAUCCCUAUGAAAAGUAUGUAUCAGAAGUAAGGAAAGAAUGUAAGCGAAGGGGAAAAUCGGAGGAGAAACGGGAUAAUACAUGGAUAUGUGGAAAGUGUGGUAAUUCGACAAUGGGCAUCGUGAAAGAAGAUAUGUUACAUUGUAGUGGAGGCUGCGAUAGGACAUUUCAUAGAGAAUGCCUCAAUAUAAAGAAAAAUCGACUAAAUUCUAGCAUACAAUGGCACUGCCCAAUGUGCUUGUUUUUGACCGGUUCGGAUUUCGGAUUUGAACCUGGAAAUACCUUCACUCUGGAUGAAUUCCAGGAAUAUGCAGACAAUUUUAUGCAAAAACAUCUUAAGGAACACCUCAAUCCGGUAGGAGUUUCAAAAGAGGACUUCAUAGAAUCUGAAUUUUGGAGAAUCGCUCACUCAAUGGAUGAUAAUACAGAAGUGUUUUACGGAGCUGAUAUAAACUCGACAGAUUACGGAAGUGGAUUCCCGUGUAAUGAACGAGACCGUAAUCAUCCUUACGCUAAUGAUCCGUGGAAUUUAAGGAACCUUCCACGCUUAACAGGUUCCUUGUUACAUGAUGUAACCCCUGCCAUCCCAGGAAUGAUAUUGCCCUGGGUCUACGUCGGGAUGGCCAAAGAAGCUCUUGCCGGACUUAUUUCAGCACCAACCGGACCUCCUAACCCAAUUGACGACGAUCUUAAACCCGGGGAAACUAAAGGAGGAAGGUGUCGAGGUGUAUGCCAUCGACCAGCGGCCAAAUCAGUUCAUCGUCACCUUCCCACAGGCAUAUCACGCCGGGUUCAACCACGGGAAAUUAAACGCCACCACGUAUUUUCACAUGAGAGACUACUAUGGGAUAUCGCUAUCAAGAAUCACAAUAACUAUGGAAUUGUAAAAUGGCUUAAGGAGCCUUUAAAAGAAAUAAUUUCUAAGGAAAUCAAACUAAGAGCUGAUAUCUCCGCAAGUGUGAACUUACCAGAACCAACAUAUAACUUCGGAGAACAGAAUGAAAAUGAAUUAGCGGUAUGCGAACAUUGCAAUGGAUUCGCAUACCUUUCUAUGAUCAAAUUUAAAUGCAACGAAAAAGCUCUAUGUCUUGAACACGCAAAUGAAACUUCAAAAUGUUGCACUUGCGGAGAAAAAUGCUGCUUCCUUCAGGUCCGCGUCAAAGAUUUCCAUAUGAGAAACUUAAUGGAAGCAUUCGACAAUACUUUAGAAAAUGGUGAGAAUACUAGACGCCACAUCGAAAAUACAUUUGAAGAUAAAUCACCGAUACCAGCAGCAAAGUUUGAAAUAGUGUAUGAUAUGGUUAAAGAGAAUGGAUUAGAAUUCGAAAUGACAACAUCAUCACAGAUGUUUAUUGAUAAAUCAUUCUCUUUGUACCGAAAGAUAAUCAAAUAUUGUUAUAAAAUUGCAAGGAACAUCUUCCCCAAGAUUUAUAAUGAAAUACCGAUAAGUCAAUUCAACGUAACAGAAUUUUUAAUUAAAUGGGAAAAACGAUGUAGGCGAUACCAAUCUACCACAGAUUUACCCCCUUCGAAUGAAAAACAUUAUUGUUUCUGCCGCCGACCAGACAAUUACAAAACAAUGAUUCAAUGUGACAAUUGCAGCGAGUGGUAUCAUGUCGAAUGUAUACAAUUGAAUGAUAAAAGUGUAAAAAAUAUUGAAGAUUGGACCUGCGCCAUGUGCGCCGAAGGGAUCGAAAACAUAGCUAAAAAGAUCAAGAAGCUAUUAAUCAAAUUAAGGAAAAUCAUAAAAGCCUCGGCCGAGUUUGAUUUUGCAAUUAGACACGGUGACCGAUUGGUCAGCAUUAUCGGUAUAAUCAAGCAAAUGAUAGGGAGGACAGAAUUUGAGGUUCGCAGAUUAAUGGGCCUCGGGUUAGCAAUAUCUUGGACCAAUACAACGGACCCCAUGGAAAUUGAAUAG